UAUGUUCCACCGUUCAAACUUGUCAGUCAACUGAUGCCAGGGUUCUGGACGUCUGCCUCUUCAGCACACCCUGUUGCAUGUGUCUAUGUGAGCAGUUUUGCUCUCUCUUUGGAGACACUCCAUCUUAAAGUCAGGCUCCUUCCUUCCUUGGUGGAAUUAGAGCUCUCUUUCAAAGCAUCUAACUGGAAACCUUCUUACACACCGGAGCCUGGUAUCCCUUUGUAGCUUUUCACAACCUGUGUGUUCGUUUCACUUUCCAGGAUGGAAGAAGAGGAACUGCUGAAGGAAAGAUUCCAGGCCAUCACAGACAAGAGGAAACUGCAAGAAGAAAUAACUCAGAGACGCCUUAAAGUAGAAGAAGAAAAGCUAAAGCACCAGCAUUUAAAGAAAAAAGCUUUGCGUGAGAAAUGGCUCUGGGAUGGAUUAAGCACCCUUUCUCCAGAAGAACAGAAAGAAAUGCAAAACCAACAUCGAGAAGAUCAACAUCGAAUUAAGAAACUGGAACAAAAUAUUCUCAGGCUGGAGCAAGAAAUUGAGGAUCUUGAGAAAGAAGAAUUGACAAUCUCGAUAAAAGAAAAAGCCAUUUUGAAGAAGCUUAAAUCUGUUGAAAGGACCACAGAAGACAUUAUAAAGUCUGUGAAAGUGGAAAGAGUAGCGACUACCGAAGAGCCAGCUGACUAUAUAUAUGCCAACAUACCAGACCUUCCAAAACCUUUCAAACCUUCUGCACUUAAAAAGACAGGCCAUCUGCAAACAGGUGAUGAAGAAGAAAAUCGAAAAGCUUUGUUUGCUAUGGAAAUUAAAGUAAAAAAAGACACGAAGACUGGGGAGAGUACAGUUUUGUCAACAAUCCCCCUUCCUUCAGAAGAAUUUAAAGGAGCAGGAGUCAAAGUGUAUGACGAUGGCAGAAAGUCGGUCUAUGCGGUGUGCGCCAAUGGGAGCGUAAAGAAUGAUGACGUGGAUGAUCUUGCUCCAGUUGAAGUGGAGGAUAUCUUAAGACAAGCCACUGAGAAACAAUCCAAGUCUCCCACUGAAUAUCAUGAGCCGGUAUAUGCCAACCAGUUUUGCAGACCCAGAACGCCUCAAAAGGAUAAAUUCAUCCAAGAAGCAAAUGAUGGAAAAGAUAAAAACCAGAAUAAGAUCAGCCACCUUGACAAUUUUUCUAGUGAACUUGUUGAUAAGGAUAAAUGGCAUGAUGUUAAAAAAGAUGGUCUAGAUACUUCAAAGAGCUGCCAGCAGAAUUCUCACUGUCCAGUUAGUCAACCAUUAGGAAGGCCCUUACAGGUUAGUCCUCAAAAUAAGCUAGUAUCUUCUGCCCAAAGAGAAGCUAUACAAGAAACUGCUCAGUCAUAUCAAAAGAUGAAGGAGUACCAAGAUCAAAAGAUCAAAAACUCUUCUCCGGUAACACUAGAGAGUGAGGAUAAUUAUAGCGUGGUCCAAGCUAUGCCAUGUUAUGUGGAUGAUACAGAAGAACCGGUUACAAUGAUUUUCAUGGGAUACCAGCAUGUGGAUGAUGAAGAACUGAAUAAAAAAAUCUGUGGGUAUGAUGGGAUUAUCCAUGCGGAACUUGUUGUCAUCAGCGAUGACAGUGAAGAUGAAGGGAAAAAAAUCGAGACACCUCUUUAUCAUCCAGUGGGUCCUUAUAGCCAGGUCUUUCAGCCAUCCAAUCAGACAUGUGCAGGCUCACAGACUAAAACUUCUGGAGACAACAUAAACAAGCCACUUUACAGAAAUUCCAUGUCACUGAAAGAACAAGAAGAAAGUUUGAGCUGUUCUACCUUUAAUGGUCAACUUGAUGGCCAUGUAGCAAGUGAUGGAACAGAAGAACCUUCCUUAACAGCUCUGAGAAUGAGAAUGGCAAAACUGGGGAAAAAGGUGAUUUAAACAGCUGCAGUGAUAUAAUGCUAAAAGUCUGGCAGUUUAACAAAAGCAAAAGAAUAAUUUUCUAUGUUUUGGACCUGGGUAGCUUUUACUUACUCAACUAUACAUCCAUAAGAAUAAUGGCACUUUACAGGAAAAUGAAUGUUUUCCAGUCCUGAUAUAUGGAUACUCUGAUCCAUAAAUGAAUAUUGUUAAAACAGUAUGUUCCUCAAGGAAUUAUUAGUGGCAUUUGUUAGGAAUUUGUCAGCCUUGUUGUAUUUUAUAAGAGCUGAAGGGUCAUUGUCAUGAAUACAAAUGCAUCUCGUUUUGUUGAAGGAGUCUUCUCAAUCUUCUUCUCUGACUACACCUAAACAUGAAUAUAGGAUACAUGCUGACUUUCCAAUUACUAAACUCUAUUCCAUUUCAGCAGUGGUUUUCAAACUUGACACAAGCAUUCUCCAUGUGUGUUUGAUAUUGGAAGCUGAUGAUCUCCAGCAUAGCCAGCAGAAGCUAUGUCAUUUACCAACAGUUCACUUGUAAAGAAUAAGAGCUUUAUUAUGGCUGGUGGAUAAAGCCAUUAAAGUACCCCUAAUAUUAUCAAUAGUAAUGUAUCCUGGAGAGGCAGCCAUCUCAUUUUCCUUUGAACAUUGGAAAAUGCCCCAUUGUUUGGGAAAUGUGGGCCACUCUACCCAUGUCAUUUGCUUGCUAUAUUCCUAUCUGUGUUUAUUGCUCAUCUUUGGAAUUUAGCCAGUAAGGCAUCCUUGUCCAAUAGUUCAUUUCCUCUAGCCCUCUGAUAAAAAGUUUGCUUUUGAGCUGGAAUGUACAUACCUCUCUCCCAGUUUAGUUACCAAAUCUUGCAUUUAUCAUCAAAGUAUCUCAAUACUUAGACACUUGCCAUUACUCAGAAACUGGGUUAUAAAAAUCACACUGGCCAUCGGUAUCUGCUUCUGAAUGCAGCUUGGCCCAGAAAUCAAAAUGUUCUAUUAUGAUAUAUGCAAGGCUUUCUUGUUUGGUUGAGUCUGUAUGUUUGGAUACAGUAUUUCAUAUUUGUGUUCUGAAAAAUAUUCAGUGUAAUUCAGAUGUUUUGUUAAUAUUAUGCAUUUUCCAAAUGUAUUUCUCUUGGAAAGUUUAGACUACUGUGGACAACUUCAACAUGACAAGCUAUGGCUAUAAACCUGAUCAAUA
Molecule: messenger RNA, 3045 nt
Organism: Notechis scutatus (mainland tiger snake)
Lineage: Eukaryota; Metazoa; Chordata; Lepidosauria; Squamata; Elapidae
Gene: PALMD
Product: palmdelphin
Biological process (GO): regulation of cell shape
Cellular component (GO): cytoplasm; membrane
Source: RefSeq, a predicted model, not a curated record